Molecule: messenger RNA, 2502 nt
Organism: Ipomoea triloba (trilobed morning glory)
Lineage: Eukaryota; Viridiplantae; Streptophyta; Magnoliopsida; Solanales; Convolvulaceae
Product: serine/threonine protein phosphatase 2A 57 kDa regulatory subunit B' kappa isoform
Exons: 2
Coding region: 622-2103 (493 amino acids)
Biological process (GO): signal transduction
Cellular component (GO): protein phosphatase type 2A complex
Molecular function (GO): protein phosphatase regulator activity
Source: RefSeq, a predicted model, not a curated record
UGUACCCUCCCUCACCUCCCCUCCUUAUCCACCCACCCUCUCUCCCUCUCUGCAAAAUUUCAGAAAUCUGAAUCUUCCCAUUUUAUAUAUUGCAUGAUAUGAUGCAAUGAGUGUGUAUAGAUCCACAUUCUCUCUCUAAAGAAUCCUAGGUUCCUGAAUUCUACAUUUCUACACACACAAGAAAGAAAAAAAAAGUUUUCAUCUUUUGUUUCUUCCGUCAUCAUUCUUGCCUUUCUCAAUUCUUCUUAUCCUCUCCUCCCUCUCUCUCUCUCUUUAUACAUAAUACAUUUUUACAUGUACGUUUAUGUAUGGUUUAAUCAAGAUCUGGAUUUUCCUCGCAGAAUGAGAGAGAAUUCGAUUUUUUUCUUUAUUUUCGGUGAAAAAUAUGGCUACCCUUUGAUGGAUGUGUAGGUUUUCAGACUUAAAUCCUUGUUAAAGAUCCAAUCUUUACCAACCCAUUUCUGGUUUUAAUAUGCAUGUGUACACUAGCAUUCCCCGGGGCGAUGGGAUUUUAGUCUGGAUCUCGAAUUUGUAGACUAGGGUUUGAUGAGAGCUAAUUUGGUUUGUAUUGUUGCAUCUGUUACUAUUUGAGGAGCCAAAGAAAAGAAAAAGGAAAGAGAAAUGUGGAAAAAUCUACUGAGUAAGCUACCCAAAAAAUCCCUGAAAUCUGAUUCAGUGGAUUCUCCGAGGAGCAAUUCAGACUCGAAUGCUGGUUCGGGGCGGGCAGCCGGGUCAGGUAGCACUCCGAGGAGGACAUCCUCUGCCGUGUUUCCGGCCAGUGUGAUAGCAGGCAUUGAACCCCUGGUGUCUUUCAAGGAUGUCCCCAGCUCCGAAAAGAUGAAUCUUUUCAUCAGUAAGUUGAGCCUCUGCUGUGUAGUUUUCGAUUUCACUGACCCGACUAAGAACACAGCUGAAAAGGAACUAAAAAGGAACACAAUGAUUGAGCUUUUGGAUUUUCUUUGUUCUAAUCCACCCAAGUUCUCAGAGCCUGCUAUUCAUGCAAUGUGUAAAACUUGUGCUGUUAACUUAUUUCGUGUUUUUCCACCCAACUAUCGGUCUAAUAGUGCCCGUGGGAAUGAAAAUGAUGACGAUGAGCCAACAUUUGACCCUGCCUGGCCUCACUUGCAAAUUAUGUAUGAUUUGUUGCUUAGGUUUGUAACUUCCCCUUCGCUAGAAGCAAAGGUUGCAAAGAAGUACAUAAAUCACUCUUUCAUUCUCAGAUUGAUUGAUUUGUUUGAUUCGGAAGAUCCAAGGGAAAGGGAGUGCUUGAAAGCUAUUUUGCAUAGAAUUUAUGGGAAGUUCAUGGUCCACAGGCCCUUUAUUAGAAAGAGCAUAAGUAAUGUGUUUUACCAAUUUGUGUUUGAGACGGAGAAGCAUAAUGGAAUUGCUGAAUUGUUGGAAAUUUUUGGCAGUGUCAUUACUGGGUUUGCAUUACCCUUGAAGGAGGAGCAUAAGAUCUUUCUGUGGAAGGCCCUAAUUCCUAUGCACAAGCCAAAAUCUUUGGCUGUUUACUUUCAGCAGUUAUCAUACUGUGUUAUUCAGUUCAUAGAGAAGGAUCCCAAGUUAGCUAGCACUGUGAUUAGGGGUUUGUUGGACUACUGGCCAAUCACAAAUAGCCAGAAAGAGGUCAUGUUCUUGGGUGAGCUGGAAGAAAUUCUGGAAGUUAUUACCAUGGAUGAGUUCCAAAAAGUUAUGGUUCCAUUAUUCUGGCGGAUUGGAUGCUGUGUCAACAGUUACCAUUUUCAGGUAUCUGAAAGGGCACUCUUCCUAUGGAAUAAUGAUCAAAUUGUGAAUCUAAUUGCACAUAACCGACAUGCGAUACUGCCCAUCCUGUUCCCGGCUCUGGAUAAUAAUACUCAUUCCCACUGGAACCAGGCUGUGCAGAAUUUGACUCUGAAUGUAAGGAAGAUGUUUGUGGAGAUGGAUGACGAGCUAUUCCGGGUUUGCCAAUCCCAGUACAAGGAAGAGCGGGAGAAGCUAGCCUUGGCAGCUACAAAGCGCAAGGAAGAAUGGGAGCGCCUCGAGAAUCUUGCCCAACUACUACCAAUAGCCGGAAACACUGCUGUUUUGGUAACUCCUUUAGCAACUAAAAUGACUUGUUAAAGAACACUUACCGCUCCCGCUCUCCGUUUGCAUACCCGCUCUAUCUGUAACGCCGCAGAACCAGAUUGCAUCAGGCGGAAAAUGGCCGCUCAUCUGUUCUGCAUUACCCAUCAUUAGCCUUUGCCCUUGUGUUGUAACUUACUGUCACCUUUUGUUGUUUCAUCUACUCUGCCCCCCAAGAAUCUGUAUGGUAAGUAACUGGCAGUGGGUAUGUAAAGUCAUAAACUAACAUCUUUCAUUAGUUUAUUUUCCCCCUUUUUUAGAAUUAUUUUGCUGUUGGCUUUAGAUGUUAAGGAGCAAUUUUCUGUUGUCAAUGUACUGAUUAUAUUAUAUUGUCCCUGGUGUACGAGUACAUGUCAAUUUUGUCUAAAUAGAAAUCCAACUGUCUAUUUUUGUUUA